AUGGACCGGACACAAGAGCAGGGCCCCGCCCGUGGCCGCUUCCGCAGAACAGCGCAGAUGAUUUGCAAAUUCAUCAGGAGAAUUCGGGAGGAAGAGAGCAGCGUCAUGGGCACUGGGGUCAGAGCAUACCCUCACAUCUUCAAAACCAAGACCAGUGCCGCCCUGCUGGAUAUGCUUGUGGAGGAGGGCGUUUCCAGCCCAAAGCAAGUGCCCGCCGUGGUGAGGUACAUCCACCAGUGGCUCCUGUCCAAUGAGUAUCCUGAGUACAGACUGUCCAGGACCCUUCUGGAUCUGACUGAGGCCUACCCCACUGAUGUGGUGAUGACUAUCCUGCGUGUGGCCCCAUCAUGUGACAGAGCUGCCACGGCCAUGUGGAAGACGCUCAUGUGCUCAGUCAGGACUUCAAAGACAGUCAUGCCGCUACUCCUCGAUGUGCUGGAGAGCUGGCCAGAGCACAGCACGCGCACCUCCGACGGGGACGACACAGACGUCUUUGCCCUGGCUGCAACUCUGGUGAUGUGGAAGAUCCUCCAGGUGCCCUGUGUGCCACACGUAGUGACAGUCUAUUUGCCCCGCCUCUUUGUGCAUCUGCUCUUCCAAGUGUUCUUCAGCACAGUGGAGAUGCCAGAGAAGGUCGAGAACUUGUGGAGAGCAUGCCAGGAGCAACAUGGCCUUGCCACCGACCCCAACAGGUUUGCAGUGCAGACCCUGAAGGACCUGCUCUGCCGACUCUACUAUGAGGACGUGGUGGUGGCCGUGGAACACAAGCGUGGCUGGGACACGCUGCUCAGUGCUGACACCCACCACCACGCAGUGGGUCUGCUGGCCAGGGAGAUGUCCCGGGCCUCCAAACUCGUGCGUUUCCGGAUCGUUUGCCACCUGUUCAGGCUGCUCAGCGGGGAGGAGCCACGCCGGGAUCUGCCUGCCCUGGCGUUCCUUGUGGAGGUCCUCUCAGAUCCCCCUUUCCAGCGUUGGCUGGACUGGAGUAGAUGCGGUGACAGCGUCCUGGAGAUCAUGUCCAAGAACCUGCGGAGCGAGUGCAGGGAGAGGCGUCGCCUGGCGCUCAGAGGCCUUGUGGUGCUCAGCAAGCAUCCCUCGAUGACCAAAGGAAUGUGGAGCCUGACCGAAAGCCUCGUGGAGCUCCUGCAGGAAGACGACAGCGACGUGGUUGGGAUGACCGUCGCCGUCCUCAGCUACUUGUUCCUGUACAGUGGUGCCCCGAUACCCAGCCCCAUCGCCCUGCAGCUGGCUGAGGCCCUCCUGCCACUCUUUGACAACGCCCGUGCCCAGGUGGGCCUGGAGCGGCCGAUGCGGAGGUCUGUCUUUCUUCCUUUCAUACAGGAUGAUAGCCAGGUGCGGCUGCGCUCCAUGUUCGUUUUCCAAGAGAUGAUGCCUUUAUUAACGGCAAAGGGAAAAAAGGCCCUGAAGUCACACGUGCGCCAGAGCCUGCUCCCACUCUCCUUCCACUGCCAUGACGAGGACUGGCACGUGGCCAAUGCCUCCCGGGAAACGCUGCGUUGUGCGGCCAGCUUCCUGAAAAGGAGAGAUCUCGAACGCAUGCUGGACGUGGAUCAGACAUGGAGGUUCGGCGAGGGCCUGCUGGCAGAGGACAGGAGCCGAGCGGCCGAGCACUCGCGGCGGGCCCUGCCGUACCUGCGGAGCCCACAGGAGUCCCUGCGACAGGCGGCCAUCAGGUUCAUCGGUGAGCCACGAGCCCGGGGCCCCUCCCCUCCCCGCCCCGCCGCAGCGCGGCCCCAGCCCCGGCUGCUGCCCCGGCAGCGGGAUCCGGGCCAGGGGCCGUGGAGCCCCGCCUGCCCCCGGGGCUGCCACCGCCCUCUCGCAGCCGUGCCCUCGGGCGUCGGGAUGCGGCGAGGGCCCGGGCUGAGCCCUGCCGGGGCGAGGAGAACGUGCGGCCGCAGGGCUGGCAGCGCCGCUGAGAGGGAGCUGUGCCGCUGGGGCCGUGACAGGCUCUGUGUUCCCAGGCAUCGCCGGGCGGCACCUGAGGGGCCAGCAGGAAGAGCUCCAGCUCAUCUGCGAGGCCCUUGAAGACGCGUCCCGUGACAUCAGCCCUGCCGUUUCCAGCCUGGCGCGUCAAACAGCCUACGUCCUGCGGGCCCUGGAGAGAGCUCCGCGCUCCAUCUUCCAGGUGCUGCGAGAUGGACUCCGCAGGGCAUGCAGGACACGGCCUCGUCUGUCGGGCCGUGGCUAGCUGCAGUGCUGCAGCUCUGCAGCGACCUGAUCUGGGAGGCUCUCUCUGCUGGGGCCACCUGAGCCAGCGGGCAUUUUUCUUUCAGAUGGUUCUUUUCUUCUUUUGGUUUUUCCUUUAUAUGUAAAUAUAGAAUGUGUUUGUCUGAGAUUAAAAAUAGUUCAUGCCUCAACCAUC
This is a messenger RNA of Corvus hawaiiensis (hawaiian crow), 2383 nucleotides long. Its product is annotated as maestro heat-like repeat-containing protein family member 7. NCBI's taxonomy places the organism in Eukaryota, Metazoa, Chordata, Aves, Passeriformes, Corvidae. Gene Ontology annotation, cellular component: cytoplasm. Bases 1 to 2046 code for a protein of 681 amino acids. The transcript has 13 exons. The record is from RefSeq and is a predicted model, not a curated record.